GGACCCCCAGGAAACGGAAAUCAGCUACCCUCUCCACACAUUCAUAUAUCCACAACCUGUGCUGCUGCUGUGAGUGACUAGCAGUUAAUUUGAUGUCACUUUAUUAUAAGACUUAAAAUGAGUGAUAUCAGCAAGUUUAUUUUGAAUUAAAGCAUUUCUGUCCUUAAAAUUUUCUGGCUAAAGCAGGUUAACAUUAUAGAAUAAGACACAUUAUAUCCAUUAUAUCAAAUUUGAUAAAAUGCCACUGCAACCUACCACUCAUAUGGACGCACGCUCUAACGAAAUCACAAAACCACCCUCAAACACUACGUCCACUGACCUGCACGGCUUCUCAAACAAUGUUUUGGUAUAUGAAAAAGAAAUACCACCCACAAACGGCCGCGCCACCUGGUUGUUAAGCUAGGAACUACAACAUGGCCUUCAGAAUAGCCGCCCCCAAACUUGCAGUUUGCAGUUUAAAGCUCACAGUCAGAUAAGGCGGCUCACUGGUCGUGUGUACAUGUGGUCUUUCACCUUGAUCUCUGCGGACCUGAUCAAGCCAUCAGUUCCCGGGAAUACUCUGCUGAUCUCUCCAAUAGGCCAUGAGGCUCUGGGGAGUUGGGGAUCCACUAUCAUCACCACAGUACCCAACUGGAUAGGAGAAGUGUCCUUUUGCCACUUCGACCGAAUCUGUAAUGUAGGCAGGUAGUGACGUAUGAACUGUGUCCAGAAGCGAUCUGAUAACACUUGACAGGUCCUCCAAUGUCGCUGUCCAAUGAGCUCUGAGUCAUGGUAUAACACUUGGGGUAGCAACAAAUGUCAUCAGCAACAAAUUUGGGGUAAUGGGGUCUGAGUCGGCUAGAUCUGAUGAUACAUACUCCAAAGGUUUCGAGUUGAGCAUUCCCUCAAUCUCGAUCAGCACUGUUUGCGGGAUUUCUUCUAGUACAACCUGCGAGCCUAUUGUGGAUUUCAGGGCUGCUUUUAUGGAUCUGAUUUCCCGCUCCCAGGAUCCUCCAAAGUGGGGAGCACUGGGAGGAUUAAAUCGAAACGUGAUUUGAUGUUCUGCUAAUUGGGAUUAUAAGGAGGGGUGUAGAGCAUUAAAGGAUUCCUGCAGCUCUUUCUCUCUUCCGCGAAAAUUAGUUCCUUGGUCGCAGAGUAUCUCAGUUGGUUUACCAUGAUGAAAGACAAAUCUUCUUAAUGCCAUGAGAAAUGAGUCAGAACUGAGGAUAGACAGCACCUCAAUAUGAAUGGCACGAGUUGUCAAGCAUUUGAAGAGCAGGUCCCAGCGUUUUUCAAUUCGCCGACCAACGUUCACUUGCUUUGGACCAAAACAGUCGAUUCGUGUUGAAAAGAAGGCUGGCUGGUUCAGUCGAAGGCAUGCAAUGGGAAGGUCUGCCACCUUUGGAUUGACAGGUUGAGCUCUCCAUUUCUGGCACUCGGGGCAACAGCACUGUUCACUCCUUAUGGCUUCACGGCUCCUAAGAAUCCAGUAUUUCCUUCUCAACUCGGCAAACAAUCCCUCUGCUCCUGGGUGCUUUAAAUCUCUGUCAGCCUGUCGAAUGAGUAGUUUAGUGACAGUAUGUUUUGGGUCCAAGACUACUGGAUGAGUCAUAGCAGGUUCAAAAUCAUUGCAACGUCUAAGUCUGCCACCUACUCUGAUGAGUUGGAGUGACUUGUCAUAUUCUGGAGCCAGGGUGACUAAACGACUGGACGGUGGACGGUGGUUCCCGGUGGUCAACCACUGGAUCUCAUCUGGGAGACUGUCUCUUUGAGCAGAUUUCAGGAGAGUAAGUUCAGCCUCUUUGUAGUUCUCUGCUGUGAGGUUGUCACCAGUUGACCCCUGAAGGCAUUUGGCAGUUUCCUUUAAGAGGUCAUUAAAACUGGUAAAUUUCUGUGCAUCUGGGAGCAGACAGGGUUCAGAGGUUACAACCAAGCAAGUUGCUGAUCUACGCUGCUCCUCAGCAAAGUUGGUGCAUGGUGUAAUUGGAUGCUCCGGCCACUGGCCCUGCGGUAGCUGCAGAAAUGAUGGUCCACAUGCCCACUGGGACUGGGAUGUGAGGUCUCGCAGUCUUUUGCCCCUAGUUAGAUCAUCUGCGGGGUUGUCAGAUGUUGUCACAUACUGCCAAGCCCAGCUAUCUGUCAGUUCUUGGAUUUCAGCUAUUCGAGUUCCUACGAAUACCUUGAAGUGGCAGGAAUCUGACUGAAUCCAUGUUAGGACGGUGGUGGAAUCCGUCCCCAACACCACUUUGGAUAAUGGUAGGGUGAGCUUUUUGAACAGAAGAGUUGAAACUUUAUCUGCAUCAGCUGCUGCUUUUUACAAAUAUAUUUACACUGAACAGCUAUGGUAAAGUCUUAUUUGUGGUCCAUUCACUGAUAAAAAAAAAAAAAACAUGAGAUUAUUGUUUUCAGGCUAUCAGGUUACCAGCAGGCUAAGUCAGUUGUGAAAUCUUCUAGUUCCCUACACUAGCAGAUUUCCAGCAAGUGAAACUUCCUCUUUAUAGGGAGGGAAGUUACAAUCCUGCUUUGUAAAACAAUAUUAUGUCAUCUAUCUCCAUUUAUGUGUUUCUGUCAUGUCAUUUUGAUAUUCCUGUCAUUUUUCUCCAGAUGCGUUUUAACUGCAGAUGGGGCCUUAAAGUGAUUCCAUUUCUUGCUUUGUUGCUAAUUGUCCUCUAUUACUUCCGGAGCCCUUCAAACACCUUAGGAGUCAAUAUACAACCAAGACAAGGCAGUCGAAUCCAAAAACUGCUCAUUGAGAAAAGUCAAAGCAUCAUAACAGAUUAUUCUGACAUUCCCUACAAGAUCAAAGAAAAUGUGGCAAGUCAUUUGCCUCAGAACGCAUGUGUGUGCCAGGCCGGAGAGGAAACCUUUCACUUACCAUUCUCCAAUCUACUCUUCCCUCGUGUUUGGGCUCACAACCUCCAGCAGGCGUUCUUAGAAGUACAAUCUGAUCCUGAGAGUGUACAGCAACAGAGAGCAGAGGAGUACCACCAGUUUUUGAGAAGGUCCCAUACUGCAGCAGAUAUGCUCAUCAUUGCCGAGGCUGACAAUCCUCUUCAGUAUCCGACCCAAGGUGUGAAGGUGCAACCCCUCAAAACAAUCAUCAUCCCAGGUCUGGGUCUAAGGCUGGAAGGCAGAAACAGCUAUAUGGUAAAUUUGACAGCGACAAUGGGGACUUUUGACGUUGCUGCCACAGUGGACGGGGUCUCUGUAAAAGGAAUGGGUGAAAAGCACAUUUCACUGUUGAGUCCAGCUCUCUAUGUUCUGAACAGGCAGCUCCAGUUUGUCACAUAUACCAACACCAUAUUUCAUCCGAUGACAUCAGACCUAGUUCAGUUUGUGACUGAAGGCCACGAGUCAUUUUUCACCAUCAAGGUUGGACACAGAGUCGUUCCGAAACUUUACAACUCUGGACAAAGUAAAGGGUACAACAUUACCUCUCUGGUUACCAUCGCUACCAAGACCUUUUUGCGCUACGACAAGCUCAAAGAUCUCAUCGCCAGCAUAAGGGAGUUUUAUCCCACCAUCCUCAUAAUUAUAGCGGAUGAUAACGAACACACCCAACCAGUGACCGGCCCUCAUAUUGAGCAAUACAUUAUGCCAUUUGGAAAGGGUUGGUUUGCAGGAAGAAAUCUGGCAGUGUCUCAAGUGAUCACCAAGUAUGUGCUCUGGGUGGACGACGAUUUUAUCUUUACUGCAAACACCAAGCUGGAAAAGAUGGUGGACAUCCUGGAGAAAACCACACUGGAUCUGGUUGGUGGUGCAGUGAGAGAGUUUACUGGUUACACUGCCACAUACCGUCACACCAUUUCAGUGGAAGAAGGCGGAAAUGAAGGCGACUGUUUAAAUAUGAGGAACGGAUUCCACCAUGCUGUUGAGGGAUUUCCCAACUGUGUAGUAGCAGACGCCGUCAUCAACUUCUUCAUGGCUCGAACCGACAAAGUUCGGCAAGUUGGCUUUGACCCGCGCCUGUCAAGAACAGGCCAUCUAGAGUUUUUUGUAGAUGCUCUGGGCACCAUGCACAUCGGCUCCUGCAGUGACGUCAUCAUUAACCAUGCGUCAAAGAUCAAGCUGCCAUGGACUAAAACAGAAACACAGAAGGCCUAUGAACAGUUUCGAUACUCUUCUAGAAAUACGGGUAUUAACCAUAAUGAGAUCUUUUACUUUAAGAAUAGAUUCAAGUGCAUGACCAGUCAAUAAAAAUACACUUACACUGGUUUCGUGAAAACAAAUAGUUGUUGCUCUUGGUUAAGAGAUAUUUUGUUUUUUCUGCUGACAACCAGAUUUUUUUACUUUUUUUUAUUUUAUUUUUUUAAACCACCUGUUGUGAUGUUAACAAUUCUGCAGGUUCUUGUUGUUUGAAACAAUCCUCAUUUUUUGCAAUUUGUUUACUGUUUUCACAUGUUUUCUUUUGAAGUUUACAUUUGAAUUUGUAAGGUACAAUGUUGAUGCUAAUUGCACUGAGCUAAUAAUUUGAAUUUCAGAUCAGUUUUAACUUUGUGUUGCUAAUAUGUAUUUUUGUGUGUAAAUGGGCUAUUAUAAGUUGUCAUGAUGCAUUGAUCCUCCAGAGGAGGGAAUAUAUUUAAUUUGUACACAAAAAAAAUGGAAAAAGAAAAUGCUAAACUUGUUGUCUUUAUGUUAACUCAAGUUACAAAUUUUGUUAUAGUGUCUAUACAGGUUGCAACAAUAAUGAACAGUUCUUGUGACACAUUUAUAAUAGCACAAGUAGUUUUUAGUCUACUUCCUCAUUUAACUAAUUAUUAAUUAAUGACCUUUGGUUUCCCAGGAUGUAUGUAAAACGUCCCGGGAUGCAUGUAAAACAUCCCGGGUUUUACAUACAUCCUGGGAAACCAAAGGUCACCCGGGACCACACCGGGACGGGUAUGUAAAAUGAGCACAUUUUCUUUUUCUAUUUUUAUUUUACAUGCUUAAGUUUCACUACACUUAAGCGUGUAGUGACACGCUUAAGUCAGAAGUCAGGUAACACUCUGUUAUCAUACAUAAAUAAUAAAUUCCAGAAAAUGUCACAAAAGUCCACAUUGGACUCUUAUUCCCAAUUCAUCAAGUUAUUUGUUUUCUUACAUCAUGUAAAAAUGUCAGAUUUCCAAAUGUUUUUAUUAUGUUAGAUCCCAGCCCUGGUCUUCAAGGGACACCGCCCUGCAGGUUUUAAAUGUCUCCCUGCUUCAACCGCACAUGAUUUCAAUUGAUGACUGGUUAACAGGCUUUUGCUGAACUUCAGUCAUUUGAACCAAGUAUCUUAAAUGAGGGAAACAUCUAAAAAAUAUAUAGGCAGUGUGCCGUGAGGACACUGCCCUAUAUUAGAUUUCCAGAUGAAAACAUUUGAAAAUCUGACAGUAAAUGAAUGUAAAAUGUAAAAUUUGAUAAACACUCGUAUUUAAAAGUCAAGUGACGAAGAAAAGAAAUUAAUUACAAUGUUUCACCACCAGAGGGAAACAAAAGAUCAGGUAAAAUGUCUUUGCAGUAUAUUUAAACAAAUCAUUUGUAAGUAAUUAAUUAUCGGAUGGAGGAACAUUUAAGAAAUAUUAACACGUGUUCAUUAUAUUUCAUUAUUUUAGCUUCCUUUUUGUCACUUUGUGGUGGAAAACAUUGGCUGCAAUUCUAAUAUUUUAAUUUCUCCCGUCAUAUGCGGGGAUUUGGUCAUUUUAAGAAUAUAUAUACUGUAUAUAGAUGUUGUUGCACUAUUGCCUGUGAGAGUUUACUAAAAUGACAACUCAAUCUUCAUUCUCUAAGUCUGAGAUUUGUUGAGGAUUUUGCAGGGUUAUUUUGAAAAAUUCCCCUCCAUGUGUGUUCACGUCUUACUGUAGAAUCUGGCUUAAUAAACAUUUGGCCAGAUACUCGUUCAUCAUGUCCUAAUUGAAGUGGACUACUUCCUGCCAAUUAGUGAAAUACUCCUUGAGCUUUAAAGGGAAAACCCCAGCGGGUACAGUGUCAGGAGGAUUACUUAAAAUAUGCCGAGAGAAAAAAAAAGAGGAAAUGUGAUCAACUUGGUUAUCAAACACCCAACAAGGACAUAAUUAUUUAUUUGCUUUAUUUUUACCGUGGUUUUGAACUCAAAAUUGGAUGUAGUUUUAUCAGGCCAAGGCAUCAGGUAUAAGACGGGUUGUGAAAGUAUCAGAUGUUGGUCAGCAGAGGGCAGCAACGUGGCAAGAAAGAGGCAGUUUCCAUCAUGGAAGGUUUUGAAAUGAAUUGACCAACUUUUAAGAAAACAAUAGUUGGAAGGAAAUAUGAUUCUUGUGAAUCAUUUUACACUGUAUCUUUAAUCGCACUGAACCAACUCUGUGGAUGUAAUUACUCUGUUUUUGUCUUUGUCAGACAGUAAACAACUCUCCUGUCA
Xiphophorus hellerii (green swordtail) is the source of this 6331-nucleotide messenger RNA. RefSeq names its product beta-1,4-N-acetyl-galactosaminyl transferase 1a (gene b4galnt1a). The record is from RefSeq and is a predicted model, not a curated record. Gene Ontology annotation, molecular function: acetylgalactosaminyltransferase activity. Bases 2518 to 4176 code for a protein of 552 amino acids. Lineage: Eukaryota; Metazoa; Chordata; Actinopteri; Cyprinodontiformes; Poeciliidae. Gene Ontology annotation, cellular component: Golgi membrane. The transcript has 10 exons. Gene Ontology annotation, biological process: ganglioside biosynthetic process.